GUUGUGUUGGCCACAGUGCUUUUAUAAUGGAAUCUAGCACUAUUACUGCGUGAUAUGAGUCUUCUGAGCUGUCAGGCUUUGGUUUUGGGUCAACCCCGCGGAGGAAUACUGCAGAUUGGCUCUCUUCACCACCACUGAACGCUACCGUCGCAGAAGCAACUGCUUCAAACCGGGCAGGUCCACUGUCUGAAUAAACUAUUCCUGAAAAGAAAUGUCGUCUUGGAUCCAGCGUCAGGCUGGUUCUCACCAGACCCAGCUUGUCGCCACGGCUGUUCUCUCCGGCGUCGCUGUGGCCGGCACCAUCUUUGGAUAUCAGGCAUUGAAGCGGAAGGAGGCUCUUAAAGACUUGAAGGCCUCUAUCCCUAUUAUCAAUGACCAACACCAUGCUGAAGAUCUUACAGAGUAUGGCGCCGCAGCCACUAUACAGAUGAGUAAAGAAGAUGAACGGAGUGCAGCUCUUGCCCGUAGAGCGCAGCGGGGGGACUAUGACGACGAUCUGAUCCUUGAGCAACUUGCUCGUAACCGCGUAUUCCUUACGGACGAAGGCCUUGCGAAGCUUCGGGGAUCGUUUAUAAUUGUCGUCGGCUGUGGCGGUGUUGGAUCUCAUGCUGUGGCCGCUCUUGCACGCUCUGGUGUGUCACAAAUCCGUCUUAUCGACUUCGAUCAGGUUACUCUGUCCUCGUUGAACCGACAUGCGGUCGCUACAUUGGCGGACGUUGGCACACCCAAGGUACACUGUAUCCGAAAGAGAAUGGAGCAGAUUGCUCCGUGGGUUCGAUUUGAUUGUCGGAACCAGCUGUUUGGCAAAGCAGUUGCAGACGAGCAGUUAAGCCCGUGGAGCCUUGCAGAGGGUGAACCGGGCCGCAAACCAGACUACGUCCUGGACUGUAUCGACAACAUCGGCUCCAAGGUCGAGCUACUACAUUACUGUCACACGCACUCAUUACCCGUCAUCUCAGCCAUGGGAGCGGGCUGCAAGUCGGAUCCCACACGAGUUGUGGUUGGGGAUAUCUCUUUGACGACAGAUGAUCCUCUUUCACGCAGUACGCGCCGCCGCCUUAAGGCUUUGGGCGUGUCUACAGGAAUUACGACAGUAUUCUCUACUGAGAAGCCGGGCCCUGGCAAGGCGAGUCUUCUCCCACUUCCAGAGGAGGAGUUCGUCAAGGGCAAAGUGGGCGAGUUGGGCGUCCUCCCUGAAUUCCGCGUGCGCAUUCUCCCUGUUUUAGGCACCAUGCCUGCAGUCUUUGGCUACACCGUGUCCAACCAUGUGAUCUGUGAUAUCGCGGGUUAUCCUAACGAUUAUAUUGUCGGAGCCAAGGGUCGAGACAAGCUAUAUGACGGGAUCCUAGCGAACCUGCAGGGCAUGCAAGAGCGGCUAGCAAAGCUCGAGGCCGGCCAGGACCCCGUCGGGCUACGAAUCCCCGUCAGCAAGGAAGACAUUGCCUUUGUCGUCGAGGAGAUCUGGAGAGGCAAGAGCGCCAUCACUGGCCUGCCCAACCGUCUUGUCCUCGUCCCCUGGUUACGCCCUGCACGCGGAUUCGGCGCUGAUCCGGAAUGGGAGAAAAACGGACAGAAGAUUGUUCCGUUACGCCUGGCGGAACUCGUGUGCAUGACUAAAGAAGAGGCCACGCGCCAUGAGACAGAAGUUCUCCGGGGCGGUAAAAAGGUUGAGGAGCUUUACGAUGAAAAGGUCAUGCAAAAAGUGACUGAACGGAUGAAGGAGGCCGAAGAUCUUUAUGAGGCAUAUAGAUGAAAUUGACUUGAAGAAAUCAAGACAAUCUAGAUUCUCUCCACUAUCUUCAGUAUAUAAUCAGCAUCUAUAUAUGAUCAUGCAUACUCC
Penicilliopsis zonata CBS 506.65 is the source of this 1840-nucleotide messenger RNA. RefSeq lists its product as hypothetical. The coding region runs from base 212 to 1753 and encodes 513 amino acids. Gene Ontology annotation, biological process: cyclic threonylcarbamoyladenosine biosynthetic process. Lineage: Eukaryota; Fungi; Ascomycota; Eurotiomycetes; Eurotiales; Aspergillaceae. Gene Ontology annotation, cellular component: mitochondrial outer membrane. Gene Ontology annotation, molecular function: tRNA threonylcarbamoyladenosine dehydratase activity; ubiquitin-like modifier activating enzyme activity. The transcript is spliced from 3 exons. The record is from RefSeq and is a predicted model, not a curated record.